GAGCACUGCCGGGCUGGGCGGCGGGACGGGACAGCGGGAGCGCGGCUGGGAGAGCUGGGGGUACAGCCAUGAGGGAGAUCGUGCACAUCCAGGCGGGACAGUGUGGAAACCAGAUCGGGACCAAGUUUUGGGAAGUAAUAAGUGAUGAGCAUGGCAUUGACCCAGCCGGAGGCUAUGUCGGUGACUCAGCGCUGCAGCUGGAAAGGAUCAAUGUCUACUACAAUGAAUCAUCUUCCCAGAAAUUUGUACCGAGAGCAGUCUUGGUGGACUUGGAGCCAGGAACCAUGGAUAGUGUACGAUCUGGUCCUUUUGGUCAGCUCUUUCGGCCCGAUAAUUUCAUCUUUGGACAAACUGGUGCAGGAAACAACUGGGCUAAAGGACACUAUACAGAAGGGGCAGAGUUGGUUGACUCUGUACUUGAUGUAGUAAGAAAAGAGUGUGAACACUGUGAUUGCUUGCAAGGAUUUCAGCUCACUCAUUCCCUGGGAGGAGGGACAGGAUCUGGCAUGGGAACCCUACUCAUCAGCAAGAUACGAGAGGAAUAUCCGGACAGGAUAAUGAAUACCUUUAGUGUCAUGCCCUCUCCAAAGGUUUCUGAUACAGUGGUGGAGCCUUAUAACGCUACGCUUUCAGUCCACCAGCUGGUUGAAAAUACAGAUGAAACCUACUGCAUCGACAAUGAAGCUUUGUAUGACAUCUGCUUCCGCACCCUGAAGCUCACCACUCCCACAUACGGUGAUUUAAACCACUUGGUUUCUGCUACCAUGAGCGGGGUAACUACAUCCCUGCGUUUUCCAGGCCAACUAAACGCUGACCUCCGGAAGCUGGCGGUGAAUAUGGUCCCCUUCCCACGCCUUCACUUCUUCAUGCCAGGCUUCGCUCCUCUGACAGCCCGAGGCAGCCAACAAUACCGAGCACUCACCGUGCCGGAGCUCACCCAGCAGAUGUUUGAUGCCAAGAACAUGAUGGCAGCCUGUGACCCAAGACACGGCCGAUAUUUGACGGUGGCCACUGUCUUCCGUGGCCCCAUGUCCAUGAAGGAGGUUGACGAGCAGAUGUUGGCCAUCCAGAACAAGAACAGCAGUUACUUUGUGGAGUGGAUCCCAAACAAUGUCAAGGUGGCGGUGUGUGACAUACCUCCCCGUGGCCUCAAGAUGGCUUCCACUUUCAUUGGCAACAGCACUGCUAUUCAAGAGCUCUUCAAAAGGAUCUCGGAGCAGUUUUCGGCCAUGUUCAGGAGAAAGGCCUUCCUCCACUGGUUCACAGGAGAGGGAAUGGAUGAAAUGGAAUUUACAGAAGCAGAAAGCAACAUGAAUGACCUGGUUUCAGAGUAUCAGCAAUACCAGGAAGCAACAGCAAAUGAUGGAGAGGAAGCGUUUGAAGAUGAUGAGGAAGAGAUCAAUGAAUAAAGAAAUUAGGUGUGCAGUUUUUUCCAGUCCAAAUUCUCAAUUCUUGAUUUCUGACAAUUAGGCUUGUAAAUUCGUAUUUAUGUUAAAAAGAAAAAAAAAAAAAAAAAAAAGGGAGCAUGAAUUUCAGGUGUUAGAGGUGCUCCUCAGAGUCCAUUGAGAUCACUGAGAACAUUCAACAUUUCUGGAAAUCAGGCCAUUUCUAUUCAUGAGACAAAUGUAAGGCAUUCAUUUAAGGCUUUGGCCUAAGAGUCUGAACACAGAGAUUGCUAGUUUGGGAUAUUUUUUUUCCAAACAGGUUGUCAUCCCUAAAGCUGUAGAAGAGAAGAUGUAAAGUAGGCCUGAAAAUCUUCAAAUUAGAGCUGUGCUAUUUUCAUCUAUUAUGGGUAAGAAAAGCUUGAGGGUUUGAAGCACUUAUUCUGUACCAGAUGUACAAUACUGAACUGCCAGAAACAAAAUUUAUUCAUAAUAAAAAGAAGAAAAAGUUUUUUUCAUGUUCUGUACAGUAACUGCUGACAGUGAUAUUUGAUUCCAGUACUCUAAAACCAAAAUAAAAAUAAUUAGUAUCCUCUCAA
Empidonax traillii (willow flycatcher) is the source of this 1981-nucleotide messenger RNA. It is a transcript of the gene TUBB6, whose product is annotated as tubulin beta 6 class V. The record is from RefSeq and is a predicted model, not a curated record. NCBI's taxonomy places the organism in Eukaryota, Metazoa, Chordata, Aves, Passeriformes, Tyrannidae. The coding region runs from base 69 to 1409 and encodes 446 amino acids. Gene Ontology annotation, molecular function: structural constituent of cytoskeleton; GTP binding; GTPase activity. Gene Ontology annotation, cellular component: cytoplasm; microtubule. Gene Ontology annotation, biological process: microtubule cytoskeleton organization; mitotic cell cycle. The transcript has 4 exons.